This is a messenger RNA of Phoenix dactylifera (date palm), 1517 nucleotides long. RefSeq lists its product as uncharacterized. The record is from RefSeq and is a predicted model, not a curated record. Lineage: Eukaryota; Viridiplantae; Streptophyta; Magnoliopsida; Arecales; Arecaceae. Gene Ontology annotation, cellular component: intracellular membrane-bounded organelle.
CAUGCCUCCUGGGAUGGAAACUACGAGGAAAAAAACCCGAUCAUACGAAUAUACAGUGGAAAGUAUGGCCAGAAGCAUUUACGACCAUUUAUUUCCUAUUGGCUUGGCUCCUCCAUUUGGGGCUACCUCUUUGGCAUAGGACUAGAAGGAUAGAUUGCAAGAAACCCUACCUCAAUCUCCAACUACUCCGAUCGGAAACCGUAAAGGUGGAAACUUGCUCACAUUAGAUGCAUUUCUCAGAAGGGGCGUUUGAAGGAGUAAGCCAAGAGGAAGGAUUUCUUUGGAUUGAAGGGUCUGUAAUUCUUCCUCCAUAACCCAAUUGCAAUCCCUCGCCCUAGUCCAAUCUCGAAACUUUUCUCCCUGGAGUCGUCAAAGGUGGUUCGUUUACUUCUUGAGUUUGGUUCUUCUGGUCUGGAAGAGUUCAGAGGAAGAGAAAAGAGGUAGCUUUUUUUUUUACUCUCUUUGAAGCGCCGUAGGGAAAAAGGUUUGUGGCUUUUAGAUCACAGGAGAAGAAUUAAAUAGAAAAAGGAGGAGAUUUUACUGGAAAAAAGGGAUUCUGUCAAGAUGCCGAUUUGGGAGUUUGGCCUGGUUUCCUGGCUCAACAAGAAGAUUGUCGAUCCUCUGAAGCAAAUAGUCAGAAGGGGUGCAGAACCAAAGCAAUUGGCAUUUUCCACUGCUCUUGGCCUGACAUUGGGAGUGUUUCCCAUAUGUGGAACAACAGUCUUUCUCUGUGGAAUGGCUCUUGCAUUGUUUGGAAAUCGUUGCCAUGCUCCAAGUGUAAUGCUUGCUAACUUUGUGGCUACUCCAAUUGAGUUGAGCCUGGUGAUACCCUUCUUGCGCCUUGGUGAAGUCAUCUCCGGUGGUCCUCAUUUCCCAUUGACAUCUGAUGCACUGAAAAAGGUGGUGACAGGCCAAGCAUCAUGGGAAGUACUACUCAGUGUACUCCAUGCGUUGUUGGGCUGGAUCAUUGCUGCACCAUUUAUUCUUGGCAUGCUCUACACUGCCUUUGUUCCUUGUUUCAAGUUUCUGGUUCACAAGUUCGGCGGCAUUCCCUCAAGCCCGAAGAAGGAUGAAGACAAGCACAAGGUGAGGGAUGUCUAGUUCUACAAAUUCGAGGAGUGAAAAGGAUGAGGCAACUCCCUGAAGAGAUCUGAUCGCCAGCAUAACAUCUCUGUAUAUAUGCUUCUGUUCCAGCCAGGUGGUGUGCUGUUAUUUUCUUGCAUUCCACCCUCAGAAUAGGACAUAUCAAUUUAGAUAAAAAGAACCGUAUCGUGUCUUCACUUGUUGGUGUAAUGCGUAUCAUUUUAAUCGAUCCAAGCUAGGGUAAACCUGCGAGUAAAAUGGCCUCUCCACUGGUUCAAUGGAUGCCAAUUAUGUGGUGGUGGGGGUCAUUUGUUGUAUUUCAGUUACUGGACUCUUACAAUGCAAGGUGUUUCAUAUGCUCGCUAAUUUUAGUGCAUGCAUGAUGAGCAUGACUCAUUUUAUCUGAAAGCUUAUAGUAUUUGAAAUUUUUGAAA